Messenger RNA from Capsicum annuum, 2647 nucleotides. Its product is annotated as zinc finger CCCH domain-containing protein 66. The coding region runs from base 237 to 2303 and encodes 688 amino acids. The record is from RefSeq and is a predicted model, not a curated record. The transcript has 2 exons. Gene Ontology annotation, molecular function: metal ion binding; protein binding. Lineage: Eukaryota; Viridiplantae; Streptophyta; Magnoliopsida; Solanales; Solanaceae.
AAAGUGAGGUCACGAGAGAAAAUAUUUUCUUCUACACUAAUUAAUAAAUAGUAGUACAUUCAAUUUUUGCGUUCUCUCUCUCUCCACCUGUCCUACUCUUUGAUGGGUCGUACGUUUUUGUUGUUGUUAAAAGGAGCAACUCCAGUUCCCUCCAUUACCAACUCAUCUCUUGUUCGUGAGUUGCUCUUUUCUCUAUCUCUCUCUCCAACACUUCGAGAGAAGCACAGACCCUAUUCAUGUGUAGUGGUUCCGGGAGUCGAGUCUGUUCUGCUGAUUUAGCCAUGGAAGCUAAAAUUCAGGAUCAAAAAGAACUUGUCCCUAAUUUCUCUCUUUUGCUCGAGUUAUCGGCCUCAGAUGAUAUAAGAAACUUCCAAAAGGCGGUAGAAGAGGAGGGCCAUGACAUCAAUGAGGUGGGGUUAUGGUAUGUUAGAAAAGUUGGUGUAAAGAAGAUGGGAUAUGAAGAGAGGACACCCCUUAUGGUUGCUGCUACUUUUGGUAGCAAACAGGUGCUAAAUUAUAUUCUUGAGAAGGGUUGUGUUGAUGUUAAUCAAACUUGUGGUUCGGAUAGGGCUACAGCGCUUCACUGUGCAAUUGUUGGUGGCUCUUCAGCUUUGCCUGAGGUUGUCAAGCUCUUGCUUGAUGCUUCUGCUGAUGCGAAUUUGGUAGAUGCAGACGGAAAACGGGCUGUUGACCUGAUCUCAUCUCGGGGUCGUUGCCUUAACUCUAGGAGGAAGAUACUAGAGCACUUGCUCGGAGGAAACAGCGGUGAUGAGGGUGAAGGAAGUGGAUGCAUUGAUCAGAUCAUUUCUGAACAAGCAGAAGAACAACUGUUGUUGACUCCAACAGUGUCUAAAUUUGGGAGCGAGAAGAAAGAGUAUCCUGUCGAUCCCUCUCUUCCAGACAUAAAGAAUGGGAUAUAUGGGACUGAUGAUUUCAGAAUGUACAUAUUUAAGGUGAAACCAUGCUCAAGAGCAUAUUCCCAUGAUUGGACUGAGUGCCCAUUUGUUCACCCUGGUGAAAACGCUAGAAGGCGGGAUCCUAGUAAAUACCACUAUAGCUGUGUCCCUUGUCCAGACUUUCGCAAGGGAACAUGCCAGAGGGCAGAUGCUUGUGAGUAUGCACAUGGUAUUUUUGAGUGCUGGCUUCACCCUGCACAGUACCGGACCCGUAUGUGCAAGGAUGAAACAAAUUGCAAUAGGAGGGUAUGUUUCUUUGCUCACAAACCUGGAGAGCUUCGCCCCUUGUAUCCUUCCACAGGGUCUGCUGUGCUUUCACCUAGAUCAUAUUCCAAUGGCACGACUUCAUUGGAUAUCUCAUCGAUUACUCCACUAGCCCUUGGUUCUCCAUCAGUUAUGAUGCCUCCUACUUCAACUCCACCUAUGUCUCCUUCUGCAGGAGCUUCUUCUGUGGGUGGAUCUUUAUGGCCUGGGCAGUCCAGCCAUUCAACUCCAACUUUGCAGUUGCCUAUUAGUCGGUUAAAAACUUCAAUUAAUGCCAGACAUAUGGAGUUAGGUAAUGGUUAUCUGAGGCAAGAUCAGCUGAUGGAUGACUUAUCUGCGCUUUCUUCGCCAUCCAGGUGGAAUGGCUCUUCAGCGAAAGCUGCUACGUUUGCAACUUCUUUUAAUGAUCUAAAUGGUGAACUUGGUAGGCAUGGUGGAUUGGAACCAACUAAUCUCGACGAUAUCUUAGCAACCCUUGAUUCCAAAAUUUUGUCUCAGCUGCAAGGGCUAUCACUCGAUGCUGUAUCACCCCAUCUGCAAUCUCCCAAAGGGAUGCAGAUGCGACAAAAUAUGAACCAGCAACAUAUGACAAGCUAUUCUUCCGGUCAAUCUUCACCGUCUCUCAGGACAUCAUCUUCAUAUGGAAUUGAUGCAUCCAUUGCUGCAGCAACCGCAGCUUCGAGUUCAAGGUCCGCUGCAUUUGCCAAGCGAAGCCAGAGUUUCAUUGAUCGAAGUGCUGUAGGCCGUCUUUCUAAUGCUUCCGCUAUGCCUUCUAACCUCUCAGGUUGGGGAUCACCUGAUGGUAAAUUGGACUGGGGCAUCCAGAAGGAUGAGCUCAAUAAGUUGAGAAAAUCUGCUUCCUUUGGUUUACGGAACAGUGGCAAUAGGUUUCCUACAAAUGAAGGCUCGGUCUCAGACUCUUCUGUUGAGUCUGAUGUCUCUUGGGUUCAGCCUUUGGAUUCCCCUGCUAGACAAUUGGCGAUGGAGGAUCAACAGUAUCGUUUGAAUGCUAGUCGAGGUUCUGAGGCAACUCCAACAUGGGUAGACCAGCUAUACAUGGAGCAGGAGCAGAUUGUGCAUUGAUGGUGAAGAUUGGAUUCAGGCGCCAUAUUCUUUCUUGGAGUAUUAUCUAACAAGUUCUUUUGCAAUUUUUUUGAAUUCUUUUUUCAUAUUCACCAUCUCCUUGAUGAAAGGAUACUCUAGUCUGAUAAGCAGAGAGAGAGAGAGAGAGAGAGAGAGAGAUCUAGAAAGGUCUUUGGGCAGGGUGGAAAAAUUCUGCUCCUUCAAAUAUGUCUCUUAUUUUUUAUUUUUUUUCUUCUGAAUUUUGAAUUGAUUGUCUGCUAUAAUCUCAUCACUACAGAUUAUGUAACAAGACAAUGAAUAAUAACACAGAUGAAAUGUCUCUGAUUCAAGAGCAAGUUAUCAAA